ACUGCCAAACACAACAGCCGGAUAGACGGUGGCGAUUUGGUACUCGACUCAGAACUAGCACUACUGCCACCCCAGGGCCAUAUCUGUGGAAUUGGCCAAAGUAUGGAGGCUAGAAUAGAGCCCCAGAAACUUGGCAUCCGUGCACAGCCUCCUGCACUCAUCCUCAUUUAUCGUAAUUCUGAUGGGAGGGAGAGGCAGCGUACAAUGCCAAUCAGGUUUUUGAACAAAUAUGGGACUGUGGAGAAGGUUUUAAAGGAGCUGAAGGAAAGACAUAAAGAAACAUUUGGAAAAGACAGUCAUUACCAGUCAUUAGUCAUAGUGUGGCUGGACCUGUGCAAUGACAAAGACUGGCAGGUAUUUGGUGCAUGUGGCUUUGAUGUCUCCAUAGGUGUCAAAACGCUUGUUGCCCAGAGAUUUCUUACUUGCGCAUUUAUUGAAAUACCUUUGUACAUGACAUCACGUUCCAGAUCUGAGAAUGGAGAAGAUGCUGAGGAUUUUACAGGAAUCCAAAAGGGUCGAAGCAUAGAUGAGGCUGUGUCUAAUAUAAGUAAAGACUAUGAUCUGGAUCCAAAUCAGGACCUGAAUAAGUUGAAUGAUGAACAGCUGAACAGAAAGAAGAAGAUAAUGGACAACACUUUCCAGAAAAAUCAGUUGAAGCCAGGUGAUCCAGGCUAUGAAUAUGACAAGCAGGUAGACUUUGACACUGCAGAGAAGGUAGAAGCUGGCUGGGAUUCUUUUGAAGAGGACUUUUGGUCUUAACACAGGCGUGUAAGUUUUUUGU
Molecule: messenger RNA, 781 nt
Organism: Penaeus monodon (black tiger shrimp)
Lineage: Eukaryota; Metazoa; Arthropoda; Malacostraca; Decapoda; Penaeidae
Product: centrosomal protein of 19 kDa-like
Exons: 6
Coding region: 103-759 (218 amino acids)
Biological process (GO): microtubule anchoring at centrosome; trans-Golgi to periciliary membrane compartment transport
Cellular component (GO): centriole; spindle pole; centrosome
Source: RefSeq, a predicted model, not a curated record